CCGAUGGGCGCACGCGCAGGCUGUGGCGCUGAGGCGGGGCUGCGGCCGCGCCGCCGUCGGGCGACGCUGGGGAACGCGGCGCGAUGGGGAGCGCGCGCUGGGCCUUCCCCUGCGCGGCCUGGCGCCCCGGCCGCCGGGAGUGGCUGCUGGCGGCGCGGCUGGUGCAGCCCGAGGAGAAGGACCGCAUCGGCCAGUUUGUCUUUGCCCGCGAUGCCAAAGCCGCCUUGGUUGGUCGCCUCCUGAUGCGGAAAUUAAUUGCAGAAAAGUUGUGCAUACCUUGGAAUGAAAUACACUUGCAAAGGACAUCAAAAGGAAAACCUUUCUUGGCAAAUAAUAUAUUCAGUAUCUGUUCAAAUUACAACUUCAAUGUCUCUCAUCAAGGAGAUUAUGCAGUUCUUGCAGCUGAGCCUGAGCUUCAAGUUGGCAUUGAUAUUAUGAAGACUAAUUUACCAGGUAGUAGCUCAAUUCCAAAUUUCUUUCGCAUCAUGGAACGACAGUUUACUGAAACAGAGUGGGGUGUAAUCAAGUCUAUGAGUAAUGAAUGGAUGCAGCUGGAUAUGUUUUAUCGGCACUGGGCCUUAAAGGAGAGCUUCUUAAAGGCUAUUGGAGUUGGAAUUGGUUUUAACUUGCAAAGAAUUGAAUUUAAUGUGUACCCAUUGCAACUGGAAAUAGGGAAGGUGUAUAAAGAGACAAAAAUGCUUUUGGAUGGAGAUAAGGAAGAAGACUGGACAUUUGAGGAAACCCGGUUAGAUGACCAUCAUCAUGUUGCAGUGGCUCUCGGGAAACAGGAGGGAUUUGGACAGAAGUGUUCUGAUGUAUGUUCCAUGGAGCCUAACCAACCACAGUUUACAUUAUUGACUUUUGAAGAUUUAGUUGCAUCUGGUAUUCCAGUCACACCUGAGGAUCCUGCAUGUUGGGAUAAUUUUUUUUCUAAGCAGGAGUGUCCAAUGAAACAGAAUUCCCAUUCAAGAUAAGAAUGUUUGUAAGAAAAAUAAAAUUGUCAAAAGUU
This is a messenger RNA of Tyto alba (common barn owl), 1009 nucleotides long. It is a transcript of the gene AASDHPPT, whose product is annotated as aminoadipate-semialdehyde dehydrogenase-phosphopantetheinyl transferase. Gene Ontology annotation, cellular component: cytosol. The coding region runs from base 84 to 974 and encodes 296 amino acids. Gene Ontology annotation, molecular function: holo-[acyl-carrier-protein] synthase activity; magnesium ion binding. NCBI's taxonomy places the organism in Eukaryota, Metazoa, Chordata, Aves, Strigiformes, Tytonidae. The record is from RefSeq and is a predicted model, not a curated record. The transcript has 6 exons.